AGCAAAUUUUCUCCCCGCGUUCUUCGUCUGUGCAUCAUGUGCUAAUCUCUGUAUGAAACCUCCAUGGAACAAAACCAAUGGCCUCAGCAACAACCGCCAAACCCUAUCCCAUACUACUCUUCUCAGCAAUUUGCCUACUAUCCUCUAUAAUCUCAAAAACCUAACGCUGAAACCCUUGAAUUUCCCGCCAAAACUGUCCUUGUUCCUCCCGGGAAUGAUUCUUACGCUUCCUUGAGCUCAUACCCACAUGGGAAUGAUGCCUACGACUCCCACACCCAGGCUUCUGUGACGUACUAUCCUAAUCAGACUGUUGAUGUUGCAGCGCAGUAUUCGGACCCGAAUGCUCACAAUUCUGCAAUCAAAGUGGCAAUCCGGUUGUAUGGAGUCGACCCAGCUGCCGAUGCAGCAACUGGGGAAGAUGUUUUGGGACGUCAUGCAGAUCUAAUAUUUGAGAAAGAUGGGGAUGGCUUGGGUUGAAGCAAAAUUAAAUUUAGGAAGAGAAAUUUGCAGAAGCCUGGGCUUCCCAUAUGAGUGCUUUUCUCUUUAAACAAAAAUAUUGGUCUUUUGUUCAUGAUCUGAUCUUUUGAGUGCCUGACCAAACCCGUUUCUGUGUACUUUCAAUAUGAGCGUUUCUAGAUGUCUGGGCUCAUUUGUCCAGUCGGGAAGUGAAUAAAUGAAACCCAAGGAGACAUGAAAUGAAGAAUGGAGAAUGGAGAUUACAGUCUCCUUGUUGAUCAGAAAAAGAGAUUACAGUCUCCUUGUGAAUAUUAACAUCUCUGAAUGCAUUUAAUUCAAACUUCAGAAAUUAAUGUUUCCGAUGUAUUUGCGGGGUGUCUUCAUUGCUUCAAAUGGUAUUUCAUAGUUGAGCAAUGCAAAUUCGAGCCCUACUCAAUGGGUUAACCCUAAGGCACUGCCUCAUGUGAAACACAACUGCAAGAAGCGUCCAAAGGAAACUAAGAUUUUCCAAGCUACAUAUUGUGAAAUUUGCCAGAUUGAUUGUUCUAGCAAAGAUGUUCUUGAUCAGCAUAAGUUGGGGAAAAAGCACAAGAAGAACUUGGAGAAGUUACAAGAAGCUACUCUAUUUACCCCUGGUGCUUCAGCAGGAUCAAGUAAUCCAGUGAUUGGGCCAGAAGAAAAUUCUAGUAAGGGCAGAACCAUUGAUGAGCAGCGUCAGAUGCUGAUCCAAAAAAAACAUGGGCAGCUUCUGAGAAAGGCAGCCCAGCCUGAGGAGUACUUGGAGACAAAAAAAUGGAAAGUAGUUGAAAGUGGAGCAGCUGCAGAGGCAGUUAGAAUAUGCACAAUUUGUAAAGUUGUAUGCAACAGUGAUACAGUUUUUAACUAUCAUCUUGCUGGAGGAAAGCAUUCCAUAAUGGUGAAGAAACAGGAGCUUGGACAAUAUGACAGCUACUGCUUAAAUUUGGGAUAUUUUGGAUGAGAAAUUGGGGGAAAAAAUCAGACUUUGCAUUAACAAACUAGUUUGAUCUCAACCGUGGGCGCACUAAUUUUUUGGUCUUCUGCUUCUUCUGUCUGAUGAGCGUAAAUCUUGGGUCCAAGCCAAAAAAUAUCCAUUUAAGGUCCCCUUCGGCCGUAAAAAAGAGAGGCCAAGCAUCAAGCUGCCAUGUAUUUUAGUAUUUCAUUAAUUUGUAAUCAGUAAUUUGCUUAUGGGAACAGGAUUUUGAUAUUGAAUGAAAGACUGAGUUUAGA
This is a messenger RNA of Rubroshorea leprosula, 1704 nucleotides long. The record is from the annotation of a GenBank genome assembly. Lineage: Eukaryota; Viridiplantae; Streptophyta; Magnoliopsida; Malvales; Dipterocarpaceae.